GUAAAUUCUCAUUUUGAGAUCACAGCAAUUGUAAUCAGCACAAGCUAGAAACUACAAAAUAGAAAUUCUCUCAUUCAGUUUUCAUUUCAAUGUCAAUCGGAAUGGAUUCAAAGACAAUAAUCGGCUUAGCGCUUCUCGCAAUCACUAUCGUCAGCUGUCAACAUGUUGACGUGAGUCAUUUGAUAAAUUCCACGCAACAUUUGCAAGACAUCGAGAGGGGUGAGGAUUGGAGAUAUCAAAAUAUAUAUCCACAACUCAAUAUGUCUAUGCAUGACCAUGGGGAUCAGCAAAAAAAUCAAAGCACUUGGAUUCCGAUGACGACGACAAGACCAUUGAAUGUUUCAAAGCCAUCAUUGGAUAAAUUUAUUAACAAGACAUUGAGCUCGAUGCCGAGUGGAGUUUGUGUUAAGGAAGUGCCGACCGCAUCACUGACAAACAACAUUCAUGCUCAUGGUAAUGGAUCUGACCCGAGUUUAUCGCGAAUUCAAACUUGCUGUGACGGCUAUCAGCGAAAUAAGCAUAUUUUUAGAAAAUGUUUGCCGAUUUGUAGCAAGGAAUGCGUGAAUGGAAUAUGUACGGCACCUGAAACAUGCACUUGCUAUCCUGAUUAUGUAAGGACUGAGGCUGGAGAAUGUAAAGUUACAUGCCCUAUUGGUUGUGAAAAUGGAGUCUGCAACCCCGAUGGAACCUGUGACUGCAAUCCUGGCUACUUUUCUGAACCAAACCGUAAAUUUUGCUCACCAAAAUGUGACAAGAAAUGUUUGAAUGGAAAAUGCACUGGACCAAAUCAAUGUACGUGCAAUAAAGGCUAUGUCAAGGACGCGACUGACUCGUAUCGAUGUGUUCCCACGUGUAAUCCAACAUGUGAAAAUGGCAUAUGUUCCGGUCCGAAUAUGUGUUUAUGUUACGCUGGUUAGUUGUUGCUAUUUUUACUAAAAUUUGAAUGGGAAUUAUUUAUAGAGUUAUACAAAUUAUAAGAGUAAUAGGUGCUGUUGGCAGCACAUGAUUUUAGAUGAUAUAGGAAUAGAGAGAUUUUUGCUUUUAGGAUUUAAUUUUAUGGUUUUGAUCUUUGAUUUCAAAAUGUGAUUCCGAUGUAACAUAACAUUUUGUUCUAACGGCUUUUUGAAAUUUGAAUUUAAAAAUGGCUAAAAUUGUUUUAAAAAUUUCUCACAUCAAAAAGCUUUUUCAAUUCAAAUUCGCAGUAAAGCCUUAAUUUCCAAAUUUAUUGAUAUAUUCCAAGACUACGUCGUGGCAAG
Messenger RNA from Chironomus riparius, 1256 nucleotides. Lineage: Eukaryota; Metazoa; Arthropoda; Insecta; Diptera; Chironomidae. The record is from the annotation of a GenBank genome assembly.